CAUUAGUGGGCGCACACCACACUACUACACACGGCACACACCACCACAAACUGACGAUCCAAUUUAGUACUUAUCUGCACUAGAAUACAAACGUUUCAGUGAACAGCGUCUCGCGUUAUCAGAAGGUCGUGAAAACCAGUCUUCGCUGCCAAACAGCGCGACUUAUUUCUUUCGUUUACCUCGCGCCGAGGACUUACUAACCAAUGCCAACAAGUACCGCCCCGUCCUGACUACUUAAUAGCAAUUAGGUUGUAUUAUUCACAGUAAUAACAUUGGCUGUCAAGACAGCAAUUCAACUAAGACGUAGCACGCGUGUUGAUGCAGAAAUAAUCAGUGGCACACGAAGUUUUUGCGGCCUUCCUUAGACGAAGCAGACGGGUCGUUGCGCCGUGUAGUCUGGUAGAAGUUUGCCGGCGUUUCGGAGGUCCUUUCUGCCUCCAUCAGGGCGAUACUCAUCGAUGGCUGGGAAGACAGCAUCUUCAAGAUGUUUUAGGUUUCUGAUCACUGCGUCAGUUGCAAUAAGGUGUGGGACAAUCUUGGAAUUUUGUAGGGAUUUAAAAUAUUUUAAACGUCUAGGACCACGUACAUUUUUUUGCGUUUCCAAUAGCAGGAUUUUGCAAGUGCUAGUGUUUGCGUAGUAUACAGAGCAUAAGUAUUCGCGGAAAUAAACAUUUUACUUUGUAACGACGAGAAACAGCAUUAUGAAAACCUCAAAGAUUUUAAAGUUAGUUUUAUCCUGUGUAAUACCGAAGAAAUGCGUGGAGUCUUGAAAGGCAUUGAUGUGAUAAAAAAGAAUCAUGGCGUAUUAUAAUGAUUACGUCGUAUUAUGUAGCGCGCUAAGACAAAAUUAAUUUCUUAUUCUGCUAUAAUAACAAAUCAAACGAUCUAAAAUGUAGGGGGCGGAGUAAUUUGAUACAGCGUCGUUAAAUAAUUCUCGAUCCAUCCAAUGCUUGAAUUAACUCUCAUACUCGAUCGAAAAGUAUAUUUAAAAUCAUGAAACGCGCUACAAGGAAUCAGGUGUACGGUCGUGAAUAAUAUUCGAGUAACCAUGGACUGGGGUGCUUACGUCAUUGCAGAUAGAGGUGGUAGUGAGUCAGUCCAUCCUGUUGAGUGCAAGUGGUUGUACGCGUUGUGUAAUCGUGUAUGAUAAGGGAUGCACAUUUAUGGUAGGCUAAAUGAGUCAGGAUGUUACAGAAAUAAUCAAGAAUUCAUUUCGACAUUAUAUAAUGCAUUUUGGAAGGUGCUCCAUAACAUGUUUAAAACUCGUGUUGUGUAUUGUGAAAACGCAACGUGGACGUUCAUAACAAUCCAUGCACAGAAGACGCAACCAUGGCUCACCGUUGGACCAACAACGGCAACCUCAACUUAGACCGUGACGAUAUUUUAUUUGGAGUGUACUGUACGCUGCCUGCCGCCAUUCCUUCCAUCAAUCUUCUGGUGAAAAUCAACGUUUCAGAGGAAUCAACCACCUUCAUCUUCAGGACCAAACCAUCUUCCAGACUACACAACGUCAUUACUAACAACACCAAAACCAAAAUCUACACUGAUAUGGAGCAUAAAUUGGACAUUCGAAUAUAAUGAGGGACAGCUGAUAUUCAGUCACAAAUUCAGCACGCAAUUUUGAAGCCUUAAGAUUGUCUUAAAUUCGUCGCAUGAAAUAGAACUGGACAUGAAUCGAGCCAGUAAGAUGGAUAACGCGUCCAACGAUUUAGAUAAUGACCUCAUGAAGGAAUUGGAGUGUCCAGUCUGUUUACAAUAUAUGAAGUCGCCGAUAUCAAUGUGUCAAAAUGGCCACAGCAUUUGUAACGGCUGCAGAUCGAAACUGAACAACUGUUUUUACUGCAGGCAACCUUUCUUAAAAGUGAGAAAUUUGGCGCUAGAGAAUUUGUCGACAGUGUUGUUACCUCCAGGCUUAAUCUCCAAGAUAUCCGAUCCUUCACAUAAGAGUUACAAGUGUCCGUUUGCUACAAUAUCGAAUGAGGAUUGUAGCUGGGUGGGAUCGCUUCCGGACAUGAGGGGUCAUAUAAAGAUUAUCCACACUGGUGGAGAGGACACGCAAGAAUCUGGUGGACGGUUUAACGUUAUUCUCACAGAUUUGUCACCUGAACGGCAUUAUAGGAAAGCAGUGUGGAUUGCCGAUGAAUUAUUUUAUAUAGUUUGGGAAAUAAAAGAUGGCAACUUCUUUUGUGUAGUGUUAUGUGUAGGUUCAAAGAAUAAAUCUUCCAAAUUCAUGUACAAAUUUUCUUUAACAGCAGAAAAUGAGAAGAAAAAAAUAUCAAUGUGUUUCCAAACACGAAGUGUCGUGCAAGAAAUAGAGCAGGUGCUCGCACCUGGACACUGCGUUGUUCUACAUUUUGACACAGUUUUGAAGUUUUUGAACUCUGAUAAAUGUCUGUCUUGUGACUUUGAAAUCAGUCCGAUUGAAGCAGAAUCAGGCGCCGAUAAGAAUCAGCCAAAGACUGUUACAGCUAAAACAGUCGACAGGGACUCUGACAGUGUCAGAGUUAAAAGAGAAUUCCUCAGAGAACAAAAGGCGCCAAUGAAACGCGAGUUCCUAGAUUCGCGUGAUGACAUACCCCAUGAAACACAUAGACCAGGCAGACAUGUUGGACGAGGUAAGGUAAUUUGGCGUGGUCCUCGGGACAGAUCUGUCGAAUCACACUUUCAACAUAUAUCACGAGACCGCGACUUCCGAAACAGAGGCGGAAUUCUUGGAAAGCAUUCUAACAUAGGCCGGAGUCUGACAGAUCUAGGCAACGAAGCGCAUUAUCGAGACAAAGAAACUCCUGCGGUGGUUAAAAUGCGCGAUUCAGUUCGUCUCAAAAUAAACGCUUCAUCCACUUCUCCAGCUGCAAAACGUGAAACAAGUGAUAAACUUCCCAAAAUUUCUCUGACAUCUGCAAAAGGAAUGCCAAGAACUGAAG
Zootermopsis nevadensis is the source of this 2924-nucleotide messenger RNA. RefSeq lists its product as uncharacterized. The record is from RefSeq and is a predicted model, not a curated record. Gene Ontology annotation, biological process: multicellular organism development; proteasome-mediated ubiquitin-dependent protein catabolic process. Gene Ontology annotation, cellular component: cytoplasm. Gene Ontology annotation, molecular function: ubiquitin protein ligase activity; ubiquitin conjugating enzyme binding. Lineage: Eukaryota; Metazoa; Arthropoda; Insecta; Blattodea; Termopsidae.